AUGGCUAGUUCAGCCCGGGAGCACCUACUUUUCGUGCGGCGUCGAAAUCCCCAGAUGCGGUACACGCUGAGCCCAGAGAACCUCCAGAGCCUCGCCGCCCAGAGCUCCAUGCCAGAGAACAUGACCCUGCAGCGGGCCAACAGCGACACCGACCUGGUGACUUCUGAGAGUCGCUCCAGCUUAACUGCCAGCAUGUACGAGUACACGCUGGGGCAAGCCCAGAACCUCAUUAUCUUCUGGGACAUUAAAGAGGAGGUGGACCCCAGUGAUUGGAUUGGACUUUAUCAUAUAGAUGAGAAUUCUCCAGCCAACUUCUGGGAUUCUAAAAACAGGGGUGUGACUGGAACACAAAAAGGGCAAAUUGUAUGGAGAAUUGAGCCUGGGCCCUAUUUCAUGGAACCGGAGAUUAAAAUCUGUUUUAAAUAUUACCACGGCAUUAGUGGGGCCCUGCGAGCCACGACCCCCUGCAUCACCGUGAAGAACCCGGCUGUAAUGAUGGGGGCAGAAGGCAUGGAGGGAGGUGCUUCAGGAAACCUGCAUUCUCGAAAACUCGUUAGCUUUACAUUGUCAGAUCUUAGGGCAGUUGGGCUAAAGAAAGGGAUGUUCUUCAAUCCUGACCCUUAUCUUAAGAUGUCAAUUCAGCCAGGAAAGAAGAGCAGUUUCCCCACCUGUGCCCACCAUGGGCAGGAGAGACGGUCUACUAUCAUCAGUAACACCACCAAUCCAAUUUGGCACCGAGAGAAAUAUUCCUUUUUUGCACUUCUUACUGAUGUCUUAGAAAUUGAAAUUAAAGACAAAUUUGCCAAAAGCCGUCCCAUCAUCAAGCGUUUUCUGGGGAAACUAACCAUUCCAGUCCAGAGGCUGCUGGAGCGACAAGCUAUCGGUGAUCAGAUGCUCAGCUACAACCUUGGCAGAAGGCUUCCAGCUGACCACGUGAGUGGGUACCUCCAGUUUAAAGUGGAGGUUACAUCUUCUGUUCAUGAAGAUGCCUCUCCAGAAGCUGUUGGCACAAUACUUGGAGUCAAUUCUGUGAAUGGAGACUUAGGUAGCCCUUCCGAUGACGAGGACAUGCCAGGGAGCCAUCACGACAGCCAGUUGUGCUCUAAUGGGCCAGUUUCUGAGGACAGUGCUGCCGAUGGGGCCCCCAAACAUUCAUUCAGGACUAGCUCCACGCUGGAAAUAGACACCGAGGAAUUAACCUCCACUUCUUCAAGGACCUCACCUCCCAGAGGACGUCAGGAUUCACUCAAUGAUUACUUAGAUGCUAUCGAACACAACGGCCACUCCAGGCCAGGGACAGCGACCUGCUCUGAGAGGUCCAUGGGUGCCUCUCCGAAACUGAGGAGUAGUUUUCCCACCGACACAAGACUCAAUGCCAUGCUUCAUAUUGACUCAGAUGAAGAAGAUCACGAGUUCCAGCAAGACCUGGGUUACCCAUCUUCCUUGGAGGAGGAGGGAGGCCUGAUCAUGUUUAGCAGGGCAUCCAGAGCUGAUGAUGGAAGCCUGACAUCUCAGACAAAGCUGGAGGACAACCCUGUUGAGAAUGAGGAAGCCUCCACACACGAAGCUGCUUCCUUGGAGGAUAAGCCAGAAAAUCUUCCAGAGCUUGCAGAAAGCUCCUCACCUGCAGGCCCAGCCCCAGAGGAAGGUGAAGGCGGCCCAGAGUCUCAACCCAGUGCUGACCAGGCCAGUGCUGAAUUGUGUGGCUCUCAAGAGGUAGAUCAGCCCACAAGUGGGGCAGACACGGGGACUUCUGAUGCAUCAGGAGGAAGCCGAAGAGCCGUCAGUGAGACCGAGUCUCUCGAUCAGGGCUCCGAGCCUUCCCAGGUGUCCUCUGAAACAGAACCCAGUGAUCCUGCCAGGACAGAGAGUGUGAGCGAAGCCAGCACCAGGCCCGAGGGAGAGAGUGACCUGGAAUGCGCUGACAGCUCCUGCAAUGAGAGUGUGACCACGCAGCUGUCCUCUGUGGAGACGCGGUGCUCCUCUCUUGAGAGUGCACGGUUUCCUGAAACCCCAGCCUUUUCUUCUCAGGAGGAGGAAGACGGAGCCUGUGCAGCAGAGCCCACCAGCAGCGGCCCUGCCGAAGGGUCGCAGGAUUCCGUGUGCACUGCUGGUUCUUUACCUGUGGUACAGGUGCCCAGUGGGGAGGAGGAAGGGCCAGGGGCAGAAUUGGCCACUGCACCUGACCAGGAGGAGCUGGGGGAGGUCUGGCAGCGGAGGGGAAGCCUGGAGGGAGCUGCAGCUGCUGCCGAGAGCCCUCCCCAAGAAGAGGGCAGUGCUGGGGAGGCCCAAGGCACCUGUGAAGGGGCAACUGCCCAGGAGGAGGGCGCUACUGGAGGUUCUCAAGCCAACGGCCACCAGCCACUGCGAUCACUACCUUCAGUGCGCCAGGAUGUUAGCCGGUACCAGAGGGUGGACGAGGCUCUCCCACCAAACUGGGAGGCACGCAUUGACAGCCACGGCAGGAUCUUCUACGUGGAUCACGUAAACAGAACCACAACGUGGCAGCGACCGACAGCUCCCCCAGCCCCACAGGUGCUGCAGAGAUCUAACUCCAUACAGCAAAUGGAGCAGCUGAACCGGCGAUAUCAGAGUAUCCGCAGAACCAUGACCAAUGAGAGGCCUGAGGAAAAUACCAAUGCUAUCGAUGGGGCAGGGGAGGAAGCUGACUUUCACCAAGCCAGUGCAGAUUUCCGACGGGAGAACAUCCUGCCUCACUCUACCUCCAGAUCCAGGCUCACGUUGCUGUUACAGUCUCCCCCCGUGAAGUUCCUCAUCAGCCCAGAGUUCUUCACCGUGCUGCAUUCUAACCCUAGUGCCUACCGCAUGUUUACAAACAACACGUGUUUGAAGCACAUGAUCACCAAAGUCCGGCGGGACACCCACCACUUUGAACGCUACCAGCAUAACCGGGACCUUGUGGGAUUCCUCAACAUGUUCGCGAACAAACAGCUAGAGCUGCCGCGGGGAUGGGAAAUGAAACAUGAUCACCAGGGCAAGGCGUUCUUUGUGGACCACAACUCCCGUACCACCACUUUCAUUGAUCCCCGGCUCCCACUUCAGAGCAGUAGACCCACAAGUGCGCUGGUUCAUCGGCAACACCUGACAAGGCAACGCAGCCACAGUGCGGGUGAGGUAGGAGAAGAUUCUCGACAUGCAGGACCACCAGUUCUUCCCAGGCCAUCCAGUACGUUCAAUACAGUCAGUAGGCCACAGUACCAGGACAUGGUUCCAGUGGCACUGUGUAAUGAGAAAGGCUAUGAACCUGAGUUAAGAGUUGAGAAUUUCCCCUCUAAUAUGAUUAUUAGGUCCAAUCGGGAGAAGAUCCAAUUUAUCCGAACUGAAGGGACUCCAGGAUUGGUGCGCCUUUCAAGCGAUGCAGACCUUGUUAUGUUGCUGAGCUUAUUUGAAGAAGAGAUAAUGUCAUAUGUGCCUCCACAUGCCUUACUCUACCCCAGCUACUGUCAGUCCCCACGUGGCUCUCCCGUGUCAUCUCCUCAGAACUCACCAGGUACCCAGCGUGCCAAUGCCCGGGCUCCAGCCCCUUACAAGCGGGAUUUCGAAGCCAAACUGAGGAACUUUUACAGGAAGUUAGAGACUAAAGGAUAUGGACAAGGCCCAGGGAAGUUAAAGUUAAUUAUCCGAAGAGAUCACUUACUAGAAGAUGCUUUUAAUCAGAUUAUGGGCUACUCCAGAAAAGACCUGCAGAGAAAUAAGCUAUAUGUCACCUUCGUUGGGGAGGAAGGGCUGGAUUACAGUGGGCCUUCCAGAGAGUUUUUCUUCCUGGUAUCCAGAGAACUCUUUAACCCAUAUUAUGGCUUAUUUGAAUAUUCAGCCAAUGACACAUACACAGUACAAAUAAGUCCUAUGUCUGCUUUUGUAGACAAUCACCAUGAAUGGUUCCGAUUCAGUGGUAGGAUCCUUGGUCUUGCACUAAUACACCAGUAUUUGUUGGAUGCCUUCUUCACACGGCCCUUUUAUAAGGCUCUUCUCAGAAUUCUAUGUGACCUGAGUGAUCUAGAAUACCUUGAUGAAGAGUUCCAUCAGAGCCUGCAGUGGAUGAAAGACAAUGAUAUCCAUGACAUCCUAGACCUCACGUUCACUGUGAACGAAGAAGUAUUUGGGCAGAUAACUGAACGAGAAUUAAAGCCUGGGGGUGCCAAUAUCCCAGUUACAGAGAAGAACAAGAAGGAGUACAUCGAAAGGAUGGUGAAGUGGAGGAUUGAGAGGGGUGUUGUACAACAAACAGAGAGUUUAGUGCGUGGCUUCUAUGAGGUGGUGGAUGCCAGGCUGGUAUCUGUUUUUGAUGCAAGAGAACUGGAAUUGGUCAUCGCAGGCACAGCUGAAAUAGACCUAAGUGAUUGGAGAAACAACACAGAAUAUAGAGGAGGAUACCAUGACAAUCAUAUUGUAAUUCGGUGGUUCUGGGCUGCAGUGGAAAGAUUCAACAAUGAACAACGACUAAGGUUGUUACAGUUUGUUACAGGCACAUCCAGCAUUCCCUACGAAGGAUUUGCUUCUCUCCGAGGGAGUAAUGGCCCAAGAAGAUUCUGUGUGGAGAAAUGGGGGAAAAUCACUGCUCUUCCCAGAGCGCACACAUGUUUUAACCGUCUGGAUCUGCCCCCCUACCCAUCCUUUUCCAUGCUUUAUGAGAAACUGUUGACAGCAGUUGAAGAAACCAGUACUUUUGGACUUGAGUGACCUGGAAGCAGAAUGCCCAUCUCUGUGGACAGGCAGUUUCAGAAGCUGCCUUCUAGAAGAAUGACUGAACAUUGGAAGUUUUAAGAGGAUGCUUCCUUUAGGAUAAUGCUACGUGCUGUUAUUUUCCAGGAACAAGUGUUCUGUCACAUUUUGGGACUGGAGAUGAGUCCUCUUGGAAGGAUUUGGGUGAGCUUGAUGCCCAGGGAACAACCCAACCGUCUUUCAAUCAACAGUUCUUGACUGCCAAACUUUUUCCAUUUGUUAUGUUCCAAGACAAAGAUGAACCCAUACAUGAUCAGCUCCACGGUAAUUUUUAGGGACUCAGGAGAAUCUUGAAACUUACCCUUGAACGUGGUUAAAGCCAAACUGGCAGCACUUGGCCCAAUCUUCAAAUUAGUGCAAGUUAAAUAAUAUAAUAAAAGUAAAUAUAUUUCCUGAAAGUACAUUCAUUUAAGCCCUAAGUUAUAACAGAAUAUUCAUUUCUCACUUAUGAGUGCCUGCAUGGUGUGCACCAUAGGUUUCCGCUUUCAUGGGACAUGAGUGAAAAUGAAACCAAGUUAAUAUGAGGUACCUUUACAGAUCUGCAAUAAGGUGGUCUGUGACAAUGUAUAUGCAAGUGGUAUGUGUGUAAUUAUGGCUAAAGACAAACCAUUAUUCAGUGAAUUACUAAUGACAGAUUUUAUGCUUUAUAAUGCAUGAAAACAAUUUUAAAAUAACUAGCAAUUAAUCACAGCAUAUCAGGAAAAAGUACACAGUGAGUUCUGUUUAUUUUUUGUAGGUUCAUUAUGUUUAUGUUCUUUAAGAUGUAUAUAAGAACCUACCUAUCAUACUGUAUGUAUCACUCGUUCCAUUUUCAUGUUCCAUGCAUACUCGGGCAUCAUGCUAAUAUGUAUCCUUUUAAGCACUCUCAAGGAAACAAAAGGGCCUUUUAUUUUUAUAAAGGUAAAAAAAAAUCCCCCAGAUAUUUUGCACUGAAUGUACCAAAGGUGAAGGGACAUUACAAUAUGACUAACAGCAACUCCAUCACUUGAGAAGUAUAAUAGAAAAUAGCUUCUAAAUCAAACUUCCUUCACAGUGCCGUGUCUACCACUACAAGGACUGUGCAUCUAAGUAAUAAUUUUUUAAGAUUCACUAUAUGUGAUAGUAUGAUAUGCAUUUAUUUAAAAUGCAUUAGACUCUCUUCCAUCCAUCAAAUACUUUACAGGAUGGCAUUUAAUACAGAUAUUUCGUAUUUCCCCCACUGCUUUUUAUUUGUACAGCAUCGUUAAACACUAAGCUCAGUUAAGGAGCCAUCAGCAACACUGAAGAGAUCAGUAAUAAGAAUUCCAUUUUCCCUCAUCAGUGAAGACAUCACAAAUUGAAACUCAGAACUAUAUUUCUAAGCCUGCAUUUUCACUGAUGCAUAAUUUUCUUAUUAAUAUUAAGAAACAGUUUUUCUAUGGCAUCUCCAAAACUGCAUGACAUCACUAGUCUUACUUCUGCUUAAUUUUAUGAGAAGGUAUUCUUCAUUUUAAUUGCUUUUGGGAUUACUCCACAUCUUUGUUUAUUUCUUGACUAAUCAGAUUUUCAACAGAGUGAAGUUAAAUUGGGGGUCAUAAAAGCAUUGGAUUAACAUAUGGUUUGCCAGCCUAUGGGUUUACAGGCAUUGCCCAAACAUUUCUUUGAGAUCUAUAUUUAUAAGCAGCCAUGGAAUUCCUAUUAUGGGAUGUUGGCAAUCUUACAUUUUAUAGAGGUCAUAUGCAUAGUUUUCAUAGGUGUUUUGUAAGAACUGAUUGCUCUCCUGUGAGUUAAGCUAUGUUUACUAUUGGGACCCUCAAGAGGAAUAGCACUUACGUUACACUCCUGCACCAAAGGCACACACUGCAGUGUGAAGAAAUGUGCUGAAAAGGGGUUAUAGAAACCUGGAAAUAAGAAAGGAAGAGCUCUCUGUAUACUAUAAUUGGAAGAGAAAAAAAGAAAAAAUUUUAACUGGAAAUGUUAGUUUGUACUUAUUGAUCAUGAAUACAAGUAUAUAUUUAAUUUUGCAAA
Messenger RNA from Piliocolobus tephrosceles (Ugandan red Colobus), 6729 nucleotides. RefSeq names its product HECT, C2 and WW domain containing E3 ubiquitin protein ligase 2 (gene HECW2). Gene Ontology annotation, cellular component: cytoplasm. NCBI's taxonomy places the organism in Eukaryota, Metazoa, Chordata, Mammalia, Primates, Cercopithecidae. Gene Ontology annotation, molecular function: ubiquitin protein ligase activity; protein binding. Gene Ontology annotation, biological process: protein ubiquitination; ubiquitin-dependent protein catabolic process; regulation of dendrite morphogenesis. Bases 1 to 4701 code for a protein of 1566 amino acids. The record is from RefSeq and is a predicted model, not a curated record. The transcript is spliced from 28 exons.